Messenger RNA from Equus quagga, 594 nucleotides. RefSeq names its product testis expressed 51 (gene TEX51). Bases 1 to 594 code for a protein of 197 amino acids. The record is from RefSeq and is a predicted model, not a curated record. Lineage: Eukaryota; Metazoa; Chordata; Mammalia; Perissodactyla; Equidae. The transcript has 7 exons.
AUGCUGCUUCUCCUGCUGGGCUGUCUCCUGCCUGCCGCCAACGGGAGGAGCUGCUUCCACUGCUGGCCAGAACUGCCAGCCUUGAUAGACUACGACCUGCAGAUUCUUUGGGGCACUCCAGGGCCCCCCGCAGAGCUCUCCCAGAAUGAGGAUCAUCUGGAGGAAGAAACAGCCAAAUUGUUCGAUCACGUAGAUCAAGCCAUUAAGAAGUUGCGAGAUGAUAAACCGUUACUUCUGGAAGAGAUUCAAGUCCAUAAGCAGCUGUUCUGCGAGAGGCUGGAUGAAGUAUCCGAGGAGUUGAUGGAGAAGGACCUACUCUUCCCACGGGAGGUCAUCAACUGUGCCAACUGCAGGACACACUUCCUCACCUGCAAGGACCCCACCCUCUGCCCAGCCGUGACCCGGAGGACCCUCGUGUGGGCUGUGAGCCUCGGCAUUGCUCUGCCCCUGGCAGCCAUAGCUGGAGGUGGAUGUUACGUUUGCUGGCGCAAGAAGAAGAAGAAGAGGGCAGAAGAGGGAACAGACCUCACACUCAAUGAGGGGGACACCAGUGCUCGGCACCGCUCCUCCCUCGAGCUCUUGGGCUGCACGUGA